Verruconis gallopava is the source of this 3140-nucleotide messenger RNA. RefSeq lists its product as uncharacterized. The transcript has a single exon. The coding region runs from base 195 to 2738 and encodes 847 amino acids. Gene Ontology annotation, molecular function: triacylglycerol lipase activity. NCBI's taxonomy places the organism in Eukaryota, Fungi, Ascomycota, Dothideomycetes, Venturiales, Sympoventuriaceae. Gene Ontology annotation, biological process: lipid metabolic process. The record is from RefSeq and is a predicted model, not a curated record.
AUAAUCCGCCCGCGCGUGAUCGGUCGCCGUGGGACAAGCCUGCGGACAUUCUUGCAACGCCGUCUCCAAAAGCGACUGCCUUUGGCUCUUGGGACCCGUAAACAGUCGCCUUCUCUGGCGGCAACUUUGAUCGUGGUCCCUCCGAAGCCGCAGAGACCCCCCCCUCGCAUGGAUCCGCGGUCCCCGCGACGCAGAUGUCCCUUCUACAGCCUGCCGGCGCGGCGUUGCUGCACAAGUCGCCUCGAGAAGAUGUCGAGGUAACGAAGCAGAGGCAGCAGCCUGGGCUGCGCAAGACCCAGAGCACGGCGAGCUUCCUGUCGCCGCUCGUCGAUCUGGCCCGGCAUCCCACGCGACCUCUACAAGAAGCAUGGAGCGUUUUCAAGGGAGCAGACGCACCGGGAAAGCUGCCAGAGGAAAAGGAGAAAGAAGAUCGGCGGCAGGUUUUGUAUUUCAAGCUGAAAGAAGCGGAAGACUACGAGAGCUGGAAGAGCGCAGCAUGUGAACUCGACGUGCUCGAGGGCAACGAAUCGUGGAAACAGCAGACGGAGAGCAGCGAGUAUGACGUCGCCCUCGUACAAGCAAGGCUGAAGCAGCUUGACGAAGCGAGGAUCAGUUGCGAUGUCAAGAAAAUGCUGUUUCUCAUCCGCACCUCGCUGACGCGCGGAUUGGGGGGGAUGGGCGAUCUCAGGUUGUACAAGCACUCACACAUUGGCACAAAGGCCCUCAUCGAACGGUACAUCGAGAGCGCCCAGGAAACGCUGGACACACUGCUUGAACUGUCGGACAAGCAACCGGCACUAGAACCACGCUAUAUCCUGGAUCAGCUGCUGGAGACGAGACAAGCGUUUGGCAGAAGUGCCUUGCUGUUAUCGGGUGGAGGCACACUUGGCAUGUAUCAUUCAGGUGUCAUCAAGGCACUGUGGGAGGCCAAGCUGCUGCCUCGAAUCAUCUCUGGCUCGUCCGCGGGCAGCAUCAUCUGCGCUGUCCUGUGCACCAAGACAGAUGACGAGGUUCCUGACAUCAUGGAAAAGUUUUGCAGCGGCAACUUUGUCGUCUUCGAACACGAUGAGAAGGAAAAGGGCUUCAUCGGCAUGGCCGCGCGUCUCAUGAAACACGGUUCGGUCUUCGACAUCACAUACUUGAUCCGCGUGGUUCGGGGCCUGAUCGGCGAUAUAACUUUUCAAGAGGCCUACAACCGGACACGACGAAUUUUGAACAUCUCGGUGUCGAGCGAGAGUGUGCACGAGUUGCCGCGGCUGCUCAACUACAUCACUGCUCCCAACGUGAUCAUCUGGUCCGCAGUAGCGGCCUCGUGCUCGGUUCCGCUGGUGUUCUCGCCCGCACAGCUGCUCGCAAAGGAUCCCAAAACUGGCAGCAUCGUCGACUGGAACCCUUCUCCGCAGAAGUGGAUCGAUGGCUCUGUGGAUAGCGAUCUACCCAUGACACGACUGGCUGAGAUGUUCAAUGUCAACCACUUUAUCGUGUCCCAAGUGAACCCACAUGUGGUUCCCUUCUUGUCAAGGGAUCUGCUCGCCUCGCCGACAGAGUUAGCAUCUCCGAGCGCCGUCAAUGCUGGUCCGGGCUGGCUACACACAAUGGCAGAUCUGGCGCGCGGCGAAGCACUGCACCGGAUGCACGUACUUGCCGAGUUUGGAGUGUUUCCGAACUACUUCACAAAAGCACAAUCCGUCCUAAGCCAAAAAUACUCUGGAGAUAUCACGAUUCUACCGGAGAUAUCAUACGCACAUUUCCCCAAGAUUCUCCAGAACCCGACCGCGGAGUUCAUGCUCGAAGCAAUGCUCAGCGGCGAAAGGGCAACAUGGCCCAAGCUGAGCCGGAUACAGAAUCAUUGCGCGAUAGAACUUGCUUUGGAUCAAGCCAUCUCCUUAUUACGUUCUAGAAUUGUGUUUUCACCUAGCCAGGUCGACCUACGACUGAACACGAUAGGCACGCAUUACCAACCACGGAAAAGCGCAAAUGGCGAGAGAGAAGUCAUACGGUCGAACAGAACGUUGCACCGCCCAGCGCAUAGCUCAGUAGAGCCUGAUCAAGCAGCAGUGAAACGACCCAGAUCGCUUAUCGACGGGCACAGCUACAAGCACUCGCCGAAGAAAUCGGUGCCACGAAACAACGUGACCUUCCAGUCGCCCAUGCUCCAAGCCGCGGGUGGUGAAUUCUUAUCCUCGAGUGCGGAAGAUGAUCCAGACACUCAGUUAUUCUCGGACUACAUGGAAGGCACGACGGAUUCAUAUUCAUCCGACGAAGAAUAUGCCCAGAAGCCGGAACUUUGGCCUUCUACUCGACAAGUACUGUUCCCUUCGGCUAGCCAACCUCCCACACCAUUCUUCUCCUCGCGAUUGGCAAAUAGUCAAAGUUCAAUAUCUAUGACUCCCCGCUUGGUAGUUCCAUCCGCAUCAAACCACACGCUGCGAGAGCCAAGCUCGCCAGAGCGUAGGUACAAACGUAUGUUCCACGGCGCUCCGGACUCACGGCCCUCGACUGCUGGCACUUACCACACUGAAACCGAUGACAUCCAAAACGACGAGAUGGCGGACCUCCCGCAAACGAGAGGCCGGCGAUCCAGUGGCGCAAGCGAAGUUCAUAGGCCUUCUUCCAGAAGAUCAAGUCAUCAUUCGCCUUUGAAGAUCGACAUCAGUGGCACUAGGGGAAUGCUCAAGCGCAUGAAACGGACCAUGAGCACAGGCGUCAGGAGUCUUCGAGCGCCAGAACAGAGAUGAUGUAUCCUCACUGACCGCAACGAAAUACCAGCCAGCAUCUUUUGUUUGUGAAUACUUUUAUCACAAAAGACAUACCUCGAUUUUUUUUGUUUCGGAGGAAAUAUUUGAAAUAUAUAUCACAGGCAGGCUGCAGAUCGCUUUCUCCUCCUCAACGGUCAUUUUAAUCUUUCCCUUUGUCAACUUGUUAUGGCAGUUUGAGAUAUCCAGGAUCGCAUGGCUAGCCAUCAAGAAAUGAAGAAACCAGGUUUGUGUGGAAAAUGAUCGGAUUGAAGUUGAAUUAGAAUUGCAUCGAACAAAUACAAAGAUUAGAUGUUACACCCCAGCCCUGGACUUGUGGCCGUUUCCUUAUCUUGGGACCGACUUGAUCAUGCUUGGAUGAUUCGACCUAAAUUGCCUUCCAAC